Xiphophorus couchianus (Monterrey platyfish) is the source of this 2887-nucleotide messenger RNA. Its product is annotated as kelch-like protein 17. The transcript has 5 exons. Gene Ontology annotation, molecular function: protein binding. Bases 470 to 2428 code for a protein of 652 amino acids. Lineage: Eukaryota; Metazoa; Chordata; Actinopteri; Cyprinodontiformes; Poeciliidae. The record is from RefSeq and is a predicted model, not a curated record.
CUCGGCCAAUCAGAGUGAGCGACAAUCGAACGUUGCGGUAAUCCGGUUCAGACGUGACGAGAGCGGCCGACGGAAGCUCAAGUCCGGGCUCGGUUUCUGGCCACAACAACUCCACUUUUUUACCGCUGCACCCUCCAGCUGAGCGUGUUGGUGGCUCUCUGUUUCAGUAAACAGAUAUGCGUUGCAAAUAUGCAUCUUUAGAUAAGACUCCAAGAGUUUCCUUGUGAGGUUACCCUGUUUUUCUGUACGUAGGGAUGGUGUUACACCGGGCUCCAUGAGCAGAAACUAGCCUAACGAGGCUGCAUUACAGGCCGGGGGACGAGCAAUUCGGUUGAGCCCGGAGGACGGAGGAAAUUCAAAUGCUCACAGGCUUCCAUUAACAACCCGGUUGCUUUUUCAGUUUGUCUUAUUUUUUCUGCUUAGAGAGGCCCAGCCAGCUUUCACGGUGGAAACAAGAAGGAGAGCAAAGAUGAACGCUGUGCGGGGGGGCACAGUCACCUGGCGUCCCCAGCCGUGGCAGGACGGGGACGGGGGAGGAGGGGAGCCUCUCUCAGACAGCGACUCAGAGGAGGAGGACUUCCCAGAUGACACCACCACCCCACUGGGGGACUACAUUACCCAUGGGUUAAAGCAGCUCCUGGAUGCUCAGCAGCUGUGUGAUGUUACAUUGCUUGUUGAAGGAAAAAAGUUCAUGUGUCACAGAGUCCUGUUAGCAGCUGUGAGUCCAUACUUCCGGGCAAUGUUCACCAGCCCUCUGGUGGAGUCCCGCCUCAACGAGAUCCGUCUGGAGGAAGUGACGCCGUCUGUCAUGGAGACUGUCAUCCAGUUUGUUUACACGGGUGAGGCGGGUCUCUCUCUGGAGACGGCCGAGGACUUGUUUGUGGCUGCCAAUCGGCUUCAAGUCAUGCCCCUCCAGGACCUGUGCUCCAGGUUUCUGUUCGAGCACCUCUCAGUGGAGAACUGCCUCGGCAUGUACUCGCUGGCUCGCUCGCAUCACGACCAGCUGCUGCUGCGCGCCUCCCUGCGACUGGUUGCGCAGCACUUCCCCCGGGUAUCACGGCAGAAGGACUUCCUGCUGCUCGACCACGGCACCCUGGGCAGCCUGCUGAGCUCUGACCGCCUCGGAGUGGACUCCGAGGCCGAAGUUUACGACGCGGCUCGCCGCUGGGCGGAGCACCAGCCUUUGGAUCGCUACGCCCACAUGCCGGCUCUGCUGCACCACCUGCGCCCCGGACUGCUGUCCCAGGAGGAGAGCCGACGGCUGAGCCAGGAGCUGGGGCCCGCUGCUGCUGGAGAGGGCCUGGGGGGCCCUCUGAGACCAAGGGAAGGCAUGUUUGAGAAAAAGAUCGUCUGUGUGGAUCUGACACCUCGGGAAGAUGAGAACGUGGCUCUGAAGGAGUACACUGUGGACUGCUUUGACCCUCGGACAGGGAAGUGGGAGAAGUUAGCGGCUCUGUGCUCUCUGGUGAGCCCAGGGUGCACGGCGGUGGGGGACAGGCUGUUUGUAGCCGGGGGGAUCCUCCGGACCGGCUCUGUCUCUGCCGCCGUGCACGAGUACGACGCCGUGUUGGACAGAUGGAUAGAAAGGCCUGCGAUGGGCCAACCCCGCGCCAUGCUGGGCCUGCUGGGCUGCGGUGAGUCGCUCUACGCCUUGGGCGGCUGUAACCGCUCCGCCCUGCUGGACUCCAGUGAAGCGCUGGAUCUGACUUCGCUGCAGUGGGGUCCUGGACCGCGACUCCCGCUUCCUCUGCGAGCGUUCGCCUGCGCGGCUCUGCGUGGACGCCUCUACCUCCUAGGCGGGACCACGCUUGAACAGAACAGGGCGGUGGUGCACUCAGGUGUGCUCAUUUAUCACACCUUGACUGACUGCUGGACACGGGUAGCGCUGGACUCCGGCACCACAUGCCUCGCUGGAGGUGUGGCGGUGAGAGGAGGGGUCUGCGCUAUCGGAGGAUACAUGAGGGAUACCACCAAGUUCCUGGAUGGGAAUUACACCAACCUGGAGACUUUAGAUGCAACUGGUCGCGUCCUGUUCUUCAGAGAGGGGAGGGGGACGGGGGUGGAAAGGGAGGUGACAGGGGGAGGGGUGAUGGUCAGCGCAGAGCAACGGGGGGUCGCCUGCGGUGGAAGCGACCGGGCUCCGAGUCCUGUCGUCUUCCCCGGUUUGCCACGGCGGAUUGCCGCAGGGGGCGUCGCUCGGUGGAAGAGGAGGAUUUAUGUGCUGGGGGGAGAAAACGGCUCGCGUUUCUACGACAGCGUGUACUGCUGGAAGCCUGGUUGGCGCAGCUGGGUGCAGAGGCGGGAAAAACUUCCCGGAGAGACUGGAGGGGUCAGCCAGUUUGGGUGUACCACUCUUAAAUUCCCCAAAAAGCACAUCUUGUCCAGACUGAGACUAGCCAAAGAAAACUGCAAGAAGCCCAACGACUAACUCGACAGAAAACCCCGGCAGAGGCAGCCUUUGUUUGGCUGCUUAAUGAUUUCAUGCAAUGUUGUUGUUUUAAUUAAUUUAAAGCAGAAUAUCUACUUUUCUACACGUGUGCAGCCACCAUGCAGGCCUAUAACAGAUUAGAUCCUAUAAAAGGGAUUAUCUCUGAUAGUCAAAGAGGAGAGUUGGGUACCUGAAUGUUUCCUAGUUCACCAUUUAUUAAAGGAAUAAAUUCCUUUCAAAGAAGAAAAUGUGACAUUUUUGGCUUUUUGCUCUUCUUAUAUUUUUGAAGCUAUUUAAAAAUCACUAAUGCUGUGAAUUUUCUUUUUCUCAUUGCGUUGUUUAGAAACUGAAAUGUUUUAUGAUGUGUUAAAACUGAUCUUAUGUCCUAUCUGGGCCUGUGAUGUGCGGUGACACUGCAGUUAAGGGCUACACAAAUAAACUUCAUAGGAAAAUAUGACA